GAGGAACUGGCCUUGGAGAGAAGAAGGAAGUGRAGUUACAUUGAGGAAGGAUCAAAACAUCUAAACUGGGUUGCCGUUUUUACAAACAAAUUCAGGUGCAUAGCGAAGGCGAAAGGCUUCGAGAAGCCUGGGAUUUCUCUUCAAAUUCUGAUACAAAAGCUGGGAUGAAGAACUGUCUAUCUAAUUUCAGUUUAUUUAAUGGCAGGUAUUGGAAAUUUCACAGUAAAAAGGAAGACAUUUUUAUCAGACAUAUAAGUGCCAUAAGCCCUCGACAAAGAUCUUUACAUCAUCCGUAAAUUAAUCAUGCAAUAUUUAAUUUAAAGUUUGUGAUUGAAAUUGAUUACUUUGGUAUUGCAUUAAGUGAGCGCUAGAUACAACAAACUGUUUUGUGCGCGCGAGCUGAGGAUCUCCACGGCCAGUUAGCUCUGUGGUCGGAGGUAUUUAAAUUCAAGGCAAUCAUUGUUAUUGCACGAAAUGUUUCCAGCUGGAUACAGUAAGGCCUGAAAAGUUUGUGCGUUCGCUGUUUUUUGAACGACACAUUUGACCGAGUUUAUUUGAUGUGGGKCAGUGCAUAGUUAAUUGUUAGGUUCGUUAAAUUCGUACGACCAUUGUUGAAUAUCUAACUAACGUGUAAGACAGAUGAUUGCGAAAAAGACAAGUGUCAUUUUGUUUAUCAGAAUUGGCGACCUGACCUCCUGGUGGUGGCAGAUUGUAGCCUUUACGGUCGUCUCUAAGCCUAGGGGCUAGAUAGGGGAUGAGUAUAUGCAUUUUAAACACUUAAUAUUUUGCAUAAUAAAAAUAAAUAAACUGUCAAGAUGAAACUCCUGGAGAAUUCUAGUUUUGAAGCCAUAAACACAAGACUCACCAUUGAAACGGGGGACUGUCAGAUAAUAGGAAGGAUCGAGAGCUACUCUUGCAAGAUGGCAGGCGAGGACAAGCAGAUGUUCAAGCAGUUCUGUCAGGAGGGACUGCCUCAUGUCCUGGAAGCCCUGUCCCCUCCACAGUCCUCAGGAAUAAGCCCCAACAAGUUGAGCCAGAGUCAGAGUGGAGAUGAGGGGGAAGGGCCUCUCUCUGACAAGUGCAGCAGGAAGACCCUCUUUUACCUGAUCGCCACCCUCAACGAAUCCUUCCGCCCCGACUAUGACUUCAGCCGCACGAAGAGCCACGACUUUAGCAGAGAGCCCAGCGUUAACUGGGUGUUCAACGCGGUGAACAGUAGUCUGUCGGCGGCGGUCGGGGAGGAUUAUAGUCUGCUUCAGCCCCAGCUGUGGGAGGCCAUCGACGCUGAGAUCUGCCUGACCGAGUGUGACAUCUACAGCUACAACCCAGACCUGGACUCUGACCCGUACGGAGAGGAGGGCAACAUGUGGUCCUUCAACUAUUUCUUCUACAACACAAGGCUGAAGAGGAUUGUCUUCUUCACAUGCCGCUCGGUCAGUUUAUUCAUGGCACCACGGGACUCUGGCAUUGGCAAUGAACUGGACCUGGAGCUGGAUGAAGAUUUUUAUGAGAACAUGGAUGAAGAUAGCGGGUAUGGUGCCCUGUGUGCCCAGUGAAGCACCAGUCCCAGUCUCAUACAGGACCAGACAGUAUACUGGAUGUCUGUCUGUACCCACGUCACUACCAUUUAUUUUACAACUCAUCUAAAACUCAUCAUAUUUCGUGUUGGGAUUUUACUUCUGUUUUUUUCUCUGACUUUGUGUGGUGAACCUCACUGUAUUUUACUGUGGAAAUCAGACUAUGAGCUUGGAGAUCUGUUACUCAUGUUCAGAUGAGGAUUAUUCCCAUUUAUUUGUGUUUAUCAUUUUAAUUUUCCAUCGCUACGUUCUCCUUACCUUGUUUAUCAGAAGCAAAAGCUUUGUUUUGUGUGUUUGACCUGGUAUUAGAGCAUGUCCUGGCACUCAUUAAUUUGCAACAUAUUUCACAUUCUCUAUGCUGGUUUUGAUAAUGCAUUAAUUAAGCAAAGUUUUUGAUUUUUAUUAUGUUUUUCAAGCUUUACCAUUCCAAAGUGUGAGCUGUUCUCAUACCAAAUUGGCACUCAAGGUUUAGGUAUAGGACCAUUCUCAGACUGCAUGCUUGAGCGCAUGUUUGAACACCAGGGGGCAGACUCAAUUUAGGUGUCCUCCACUGUAGCUACAUCCAUAAAACUGCUGUUUGCCGAUGGCCAAACAAUACUGUCAUUUCAAUCUCAGCUGAUGGAAAAGUCAUAUAACAGCUUGAAUCAGUCUGCCUCUUGGUGAUGUUCUACCUUCCAUACCAAUGCUACUCAAGCCUACAAUUGUUUAUUUGUUUUUAUUUAGCGACAAGUGCAGUCUAUAGUUUUAUGGGUCAAGCCAGCAAAUACGAUUCUGCUGCAUAUCUGUUCCAAAAGCACUCCAGAAUCUAGUCUUGAUUCUCAAUUCCAUGGUGUGUUUUAAGGACUUGUGUGACAUGUGACUUCUCAUAUGUAGUACAAACUCUGCUUGUAGAGUAUACUGUUUGAAUUUACAUAUCUUGUAUUUUAAUAUAACUUAAAGCCUUUUUUAGGUAUUGCUUUAGUUUAAGCAUUUUUUUGUGUGUUUAGUUAGAGCGGUGCCCCCUGUGUGUGGCAUUUUGAAAUGUAAUUUUAGACUUAGUUUCAAGACAAAUCUAAACAUCUGAUUUAUAAUUUCCACUGCAAAAACUCCCUGUAGAGAUCAGUGAUGCCUAUGGUCCAACAUUCCUGAUCAAAUUAAGCAUGUACUGAAUAUGCAAUAAUGCAUUUGUGACUAAUGGGUGGACUGAAGAGCAAGGC
This is a messenger RNA of Salvelinus sp. IW2-2015, 2773 nucleotides long. RefSeq names its product repressor of RNA polymerase III transcription MAF1 homolog. Gene Ontology annotation, biological process: negative regulation of transcription by RNA polymerase III. Gene Ontology annotation, cellular component: nucleus. Lineage: Eukaryota; Metazoa; Chordata; Actinopteri; Salmoniformes; Salmonidae. The record is from RefSeq and is a predicted model, not a curated record. Gene Ontology annotation, molecular function: RNA polymerase III core binding.